AUGCAAGCUGCUCAAUUAUCCUGGGAGCUCGAAAAUGCCGUCACCCUAAUUGAUCCCCAGCGCGAUGCCCUCUACAAAUACGACGAAGCCACACACAAAUCUCUCAGCGACGCCCGCCCAUGGGCCAAGGACCCGCACUACUUCAAAUCAAUCCGCAUCUCCGCCGUCGCCCUUCUAAAAAUGGUCAUGCACGCCCGCUCCGGCGGCUCCCUCGAAGUCAUGGGUCUAAUGCAAGGCUACAUCCUCCCGAACACAUUCGUCGUAACAGACGCCUUCCGCCUCCCAGUCGAGGGCACAGAGACCCGAGUCAACGCGCAGGACGAAGCGAACGAGUACAUGGUCUCAUAUUUGCAAUCGUGUCGUGAAGCAGGGAGGAUGGAGAACGCUGUCGGGUGGUAUCACAGUCAUCCGGGCUACGGAUGCUGGCUUUCGGGCAUCGAUGUCUCAACGCAAGAUAUGCAGCAGAUGAGCGGGCCGUUCGUUGCUGUUGUCAUCGACCCCGAGCGCACCAUCUCCGCGGGAAAAGUAGAUAUCGGCGCGUUUAGGACUUUCCCUAAGGACUAUAAGCCGCCCAAGGAGGCGCACGACGAAGACGAGUAUCAAACCGUCCCGCUCAACAAGGCAGAAGACUUUGGAGCGCACGCGUCGCAUUACUACUCACUCGAAGUGUCCCUCUUCAAAAGUGCACUUGAUACAGAGAUUCUCUCCCUCCUUUGGAACAAAUACUGGGUGGCAACUCUCAGCCAAAGUCCCCUCUUCACCACCCGCGACUACGGAAGCAAACAGAUGCUCGAUCUCAGCCAGAAAACCCGCCGGGUAGCUCGCGGCAUCGAAACAAAUCCGUCCCGCGGUGGCGCCCCAACGCAAAUCAAAGAUCAACAACUAGAGCGGGUAGUAAAGGACGGCCAGCGGAUUGUAUCGGAGGAAGUCAAGGGUCUGUUAGCCGCUGAAGUGAAGAUGCAGCUGUUUCAGGCAAUCGGAGAAAGCCCAACGGCAGAGUCUGCUUAG
Aspergillus mulundensis is the source of this 1008-nucleotide messenger RNA. RefSeq names its product Mov34/MPN/PAD-1 family protein. Gene Ontology annotation, molecular function: metallopeptidase activity; protein binding; deNEDDylase activity. Gene Ontology annotation, biological process: protein deneddylation. NCBI's taxonomy places the organism in Eukaryota, Fungi, Ascomycota, Eurotiomycetes, Eurotiales, Aspergillaceae. Gene Ontology annotation, cellular component: cytoplasm; COP9 signalosome. The transcript has 2 exons. The record is from RefSeq and is a predicted model, not a curated record. Bases 1 to 1008 code for a protein of 335 amino acids.